Chrysochloris asiatica (Cape golden mole) is the source of this 618-nucleotide messenger RNA. It is a transcript of the gene CBLN3, whose product is annotated as cerebellin 3 precursor. Gene Ontology annotation, molecular function: protein binding. NCBI's taxonomy places the organism in Eukaryota, Metazoa, Chordata, Mammalia, Afrosoricida, Chrysochloridae. The record is from RefSeq and is a predicted model, not a curated record. The coding region runs from base 1 to 618 and encodes 205 amino acids. The transcript is spliced from 3 exons.
AUGCUAGGAGCAAAGCAAGGCUGGUCACCAGGUUCCCCACUCAGCCCUGGGCCACCCUUGGCCCUGAUACUUCUGGCCCUGGGCGUUGGGUGGGCCCAGGAGGGAGCAGAGCCUGUGUUACUGGAGGGUGAAUGCCUGGUGGUGUGUGAGCCUGGCCGAGCUGCUGCAGGGGGUCCCGGGGGGGCAGCCCUUGGAGAGGCACCCCCAGGACGAGUGGCAUUUGCUGCAGUCCGCAGCCAUCACCAUGAGCCAUCAGGAGAGACUGGGAACGGCACCAGUGGAGCCAUCUACUUUGACCAGGUCCUGGUGAACGAGGGUGGUGGCUUUGAUCGAGCCUCAGGCUCCUUUGUGGCCCCUGUCCGGGGUGUCUACAGCUUCCGCUUCCAUGUGGUGAAGGUGUACAACCGCCAAACUGUCCAGGUAAGCCUGAUGCUGAACACAUGGCCUGUCAUCUCAGCCUUUGCCAACGACCCUGAUGUGACCCGGGAAGCAGCCACCAGCUCUGUGCUGUUGCCCCUGGACCCCGGGGACCGGGUGUCCCUGCGCCUGCGUCGGGGGAACCUGCUGGGAGGCUGGAAAUAUUCAAGCUUCUCUGGCUUCCUCAUCUUCCCACUCUAA